Geodia barretti is the source of this 435-nucleotide messenger RNA. The record is from the annotation of a GenBank genome assembly. Lineage: Eukaryota; Metazoa; Porifera; Demospongiae; Tetractinellida; Geodiidae.
AUGGAAUUCAGCGAUGUGCGGAACUUUUUCGCGAACAACCACCGGGGCGUGAUCAACACCUUCCGCCAGGACGGAUCGGCGCAGACCAGCAUCGUGGUAUGCGGCGUCUCGCCUUUCGAGGGCGACGACGGUCCUGUCUUUGUUACCGUGCGGGGGACAUCCUACAAGGUGCGGAACCUGCGGCGGAACAACCGGUGCAACGUGAUGGCCGUGGCGGAGGACUGGCGGCAGUUCGCGGUGGCGGAGGGGACGGUCACCCUGCACGACUACCAAAAUACCGACGACGAGGAGAUGCGCCAGAUGCUGCGCACGGCGUUCAGGGCGUGCGGCGACAACGAGCACCCGGACUGGGAGGAAUACGACCGCGCGAUGAAACAACAGGACGGGGUGAUUGUCAGGGUCCAGCCGGACCGGGUUUACGGGCUGAUACGGUAG